Messenger RNA from Dunckerocampus dactyliophorus (ringed pipefish), 5372 nucleotides. RefSeq names its product glypican 6a (gene gpc6a). Lineage: Eukaryota; Metazoa; Chordata; Actinopteri; Syngnathiformes; Syngnathidae. The transcript has 10 exons. Gene Ontology annotation, biological process: cell migration; regulation of signal transduction; regulation of protein localization to membrane. The record is from RefSeq and is a predicted model, not a curated record. The coding region runs from base 352 to 2052 and encodes 566 amino acids. Gene Ontology annotation, cellular component: cell surface; plasma membrane; synapse.
CUGAAGUCGCGGCCACUCCACUCCAUGUUUUGCCCUGCCCUGGUUUGCGCUCUGCCCACUGUGCGUGUCUCAUUUCCACGUCGCCCCACUCACACUGACACAUCGGCGACGGCACAAGUUGGCAUCGCUGGGCUGCCACUAUUUUUUCCCAAUCGGAACUAACGGGUGCCUCUUUUCGAAGAUGACAAGGAGGGGGACGUGUGUCAAGUGACGAGUGAUUCCUUGCUUUUGAAUGCAGCUCAUGAUUGGAGACCCUUCUACACAACAUCCUUUCUAGAUUUUCUUUUCUAUCCUGGUGAAUUAUUUUCCGCUCUGAGAGACAGCAUCAAGAAUUCCACACUGGUGUUUGCGAUGUGGAGACUGCAAGGGAUUGUGUGCACUUUGUGGCUGCUGCUGUCCACGGCUGUCGGUGGUGAGAGCAAAGCGCGGAGCUGCAGCGAAGUUAGACAAGCGUAUCACGCCAAAGGAUUCAGCCUUGUCAAUGUACCUCAUCAAGAAAUAUCAGGUGAGCACCUGCAUGUCUGUCCUCAGGGAUACACCUGCUGCACGUCUGACAUGGAAGACAAACUCAACCAGCAGAGCAAACUGGAGUUUGAGAAAUUGGUGGAGGAGAGCAGCCACAACAUGAGGGUGACAUUUGUUUCCAGGCAUAAAAAGUUUGAUGAGUUUUUCUUGGAGCUCCUGGACAAUUCUGAGAGGUCUCUGAACAGCAUGUUCACAAGGACAUUUGGGAAGCUGUACAUGAAGAACUCAGAGGUGUUCCAGGACCUGUUCACCGAGUUAAAGCGCUAUUACACGGGGGGCAACGUCAACCUGGAGGAGAUGCUCAAUGACUUCUGGUCCAGGCUGCUGGAGCGGAUGUUCCAGUUAUUGAACUCCCAGUACCACUUCACAGAUGAUUACCUGGAGUGUGUCAGUAAAUACUCAGAUCAACUCAAGCCCUUUGGAGAUGUGCCCAGGAAACUGAAGGCUCAGGUCACCAGGGCCUUGAUUGCUGCACGGACAUUUGUCCAGGGCCUCAUGGUCGGCCGCGAAGUAGCCAACAGGGUCGCCAAGGUGAACGUUGCUCCAGCAUGUGUCAGAGCCUUGACCAGGAUGCUUUACUGCCCAUACUGCCGCAGCAUGCCUGGGCUCAAGCCCUGCCAGAACUAUUGCCAAAAUGUCAUGAGGGGCUGUUUAGCUAACCAGGCGGACCUCGAUCCUGAAUGGAACGUCUUUAUCGAUGCCAUGCUGCUGGUGGCUGACAGACUGCAGGGACCUUUCAGCAUUGAAGCAGUUAUUGAGCCAAUUGACAUCAAGAUCUCGGAAGCUAUCAUGACUAUGCAGGACAACAGCGUGCAGCUCUCAGCCAAGGUUUUUCAACGCUGUGGGCCACCAAAAGCUUCAGGGACAGGCAGAUCUGCUCGUGGCAUUUCUGAUGUGUUCAGUGCUCGUUUCAGACCUUUCCCUCCUGAAGGAAGGCCAACUACAGCCACGGGUACAAGCCUGGAUAGAUUGAGGGGUGUCUGGAGGACAAUGCAACACAGUGUGAUUGACAUCAAAGAGAAGUUGAAGGUGUCCAAGAGGUUCUGGUCCAAUUUACCGGACGAUGUCUGUGCCGAGGGCAAGCUGACAGAGUCUGACGAGGAACAGUGUUGGAACAGCCACACCAAGGCCAGAUAUUUUCCAGAGGUGGUGAAAGAGGGACUAACCAACCAGGUGAACAACCCAGAGGUGAACCUGGACAUCACUCGGCCCGACACAUUAAUUCGACAGCAAAUAAUGGCUCUGCGAGUGAUGACCAAUAAGCUGAAAAAUGCAUACAACGGAAAUGAUAUCUACUUCCAAGACUCCAGUGACGAGGGCAGCACUUCUGGAAGCGGCAGUGGCUGCUCUGACGGUUGCACUACGGAAGCUGUUCUUGUGGGAUCUGAAGCUCCUGUGAUUGGAGCGGACAGAAGUGAUGAACACACAGCAGCAGCAGGCAAGACGCUCUCCCACAGACCGUCACUACUAUUGAUGGUGACCACCGUCAUAGUGACAUUCAUUGCAAUACAGCCCAGAUGGAGAUAAUACACUCGAGCUGGCUGCUCACUGACUUCUAUACUGCUGCGUACAGUAUGUUCUACAGCUGCUCCCUCACUGGACCUGUAGAAGUUUGUGGAAACAACGCUUUGAGAAAGCACUGACUGACUGUGUGCUAAGACUGAAGAGUGAGAACUGUGGUGCAUCCUAGUCAUCCCCCAAAGCGUGGUUGCUGACAACACUUUCACCUCUUGGAACAAAAAUGGCGGUGUUUCUCAUUGUUUCGGAGUGCAUUUUUUAAACUAUUACUGGUGACAAUUCACCUUGUAACGGUUCAACCAAUGAUUUCCCAGAUCACGGCGGGAUGUGUUUAACUUUCCUUUGUACAACAACUUUGUGACAAUGUUGAGUUUAUCCUGUUUGUCUUUUGAGAGAGAAGAACAAAAGGCUUACUGUGUGCAUGCAAGGAAAUAAAGCUCAAAUAUAUAUAUAUUUUUUUCAAUGCAGUUUUGGAUUUCAAAGUCGGAUUUGAGUUUCUAUUCAGUCAUAUUACUUUGAAUUCCGGCGACAGCUUUCCUUUUACCAUUUUAUACGUGCACAUCUGCUCUCCAAAAUAGACUCACUGCACUUUUUUGCACAGAUACAUUUUGUUAGCUUGCUAUGUUUCAGAACUACAAAAAAUGAAUCUGAAUAUAUCUAUUUUCAGAUCAUUUAAAUGAUGAUCACGCUGUACCUUUUACAACAGUUACGUAUUUCAUUGGCUUGUGCAGCAAUGUAAUGUUAUUGGUUUGGUUAAAGAUUAAUUUCAUGUAUUGUUUGUUUAAGCGCAUUUAUCACCUGAAACAACAAACAGCAGCAAGCCAUUCUAAUAGUCUGGGAUCAUUGUUUCAUUUCCUUCACACAAUGUAUCCCAUUAACUGCCUCUUUUAGAAAGCCGACACAUUUAUUUGCUUAGCCAUCAGGUCACAGCCUCCAAACAUAAAUCAUGUCAGGAGUUACGGCCUUUGCAAGAUAUCUGCAUUCUAAGAAAGCCAGCCAUUAGAAAUGAAUCCAAGUGCAGAGGUUGGAGGAUGGGUUAGUAAUUAAAGCACGAAGGUCACUACAAAGACUCCUGUGUCUGUGUCUUACAUGACUGACCUCUAACGUGACAUAGAUCUCAUGGGUCAGGGACAGAUUCAUGUGCCAAAAUGUCAUUUAUGUGAUAUUUGGCAACAAAAAGCCGACUUCUAGAUAUGUUGCAGGGAUGAUCUAAGGUGGCAAAUCACCAACCAGGACAGUGUGUUUGGAGAUGAAUACCUGAAAAGUCAGUGUCUUUCCUCAGUGGAGACUGUCUCUACAGUAUAGCCCUCCGCUAGCAAAUUAACAGCUGCUGUGAGCAUCUCAAAGAGAUUACACGUUUCAUGUAGCAAGCAUGGAACAUUACUCCUCUCUUUAUGCUGCACACCAGAGAGGAAAAGCACUUUCCCUCACAGCCGUUGUCCUUAAAAAGUUCUUAAACACAAACGACAAGCGCAACAGCAAUGUGGUGCUCCUGUUGUCCUAUCCAAUGAGUCAAUAUUUGAGUGGCUAUCCAUAGGGACAACAUUUGCAGCUGAUUAAAAGUAUUUCUGUUGGACCAUAUGGCUUACCAGAGAGAGCUCAACAAAAAAAGCUUGCACUGCAGACAGACAGAGAAGCAAAUGAAUUCUGUCGCCUCACUCUCUGCAGAAAGUGUGUUAGCAGGAGGUGACCAGCAGCUUCCCAGCAAACUCACCAUGGUGCAAUUGAAUCAGUGACAAGACCCCCCAGGGUGAAACAGUCCAAUAGUGUGAGCCAUACAGGAAUGGAUGAGCAGAACAUUGCAUGGCUGGGGACAUAAUGCGCAAAUUGUUGAGAAAUGUACAGGUGGUCCUCAAGUUGUCGAAUUUUAGUCGUAAGGGAGGCGGAAGUCGAAGCUGCAGGAGAAGCGUUGAUUCUGGUCUUCACGAGCAACCUUUCCAUCUCCAUAUUCUGAGCAUACGCUGCUUAGCUAUUACUGUCUCUUUCAGAUUGACCACCUCCUCGUCAUCCUUACAACGUCUGGGUAGAAAUUACAAUACGAUUUUUAUCUUUAAUGAUGGUCGCAACAGUCGAAUGUUGAAACCAAAAGUGCGGCCAAUAUUGGUGGGUGUUUCCCUCUCUCUGAGAUAUUUAUGGUGUUCAUUUUUACUUCCAUGGUGAUGGCUUUACUUUUCUUCAGCGCACUGCGUGCUUUACGCUUUGGAGACAUAACGAAGUGCGGAAGUUAAGUAAUAAACAAUGUUGUCUUUCCUCAGUGUUGCUGCACAUAGUGUAAUCUUACGCCACAUGUGCUAUAGAGUAACUACUCGAGUGAGUCUUGUGUUUAAGGACCAAAAUUAUGUUUUUAAUUGAGUCAUGGGAGCAUCUUUGUAACCACGGAACAUCGGAAACCGAGGACCACCUGUAUAAUCCUUAAUUAGACAUCGCUUAAUUCUUUUCUGCCUUUGGCAUUUUAGUUCAGUGACAGCACAUGUCAGUUUUCAUACACAUUUGUCAAGUAAACCGCAAUAUCUAGUUUAAGUUAAUCAACUAUGAAAAAGAGUAAAAAUACAGCGCAGGGGUGUGACUUUGAUUUAAUCAUUUAGUAAUGUAAUCAAAUCUGGCCUCAGAUGAUUUCAGCUUUACUGCAUUAACAGCUGUGCGUGUGAGCAUCUGUGGUUGUGCAAAGGUUGACUGCGCUACUAAGAGCCCAGGCAAGAUAUGUGUCUGCAAAAGCAGUUCUGGCUGAAUGAGAAUAAGAUAGGUCUUUACUGUUGUCCCUGAAAUACAGUGAAGCAAAUACACAGACACUUUCUCAAGCUGGUCCAAUUUCUCCAAAGAGCUUGCAUCGGUAAACAACACUCUCAUUAUGUUGAGAAGGAUGUUUGCCCUUUUCCUUUGCCUUGUGUGUUCUCCCCUGACAAGCUAUCAGACCAUGGUCACACAUACAGUAUCAGUGUCGGAGAUGCUUCAGUGCUUAACUUAAUUUGUUGUGAGGCUUUUUUCUCCUUUAGUCUCUUUGGCAUUUGAAAAGUGAAAAAAAGAAAAAUGUACCACCCGUGAUUGAGGUUUGUAGGUUUUUUACAGAAUGUUUCAAGUUAAAUGUGUUAUGCAAGGUUCUCUUCAUUUUGAUGUAAACCGUUGAACGCACUUUUGCUUAAACACAUGCUGUGAGCGUGGUACUGUUGUCAUUUGCAAAAUCAGAUGACCAAGGAGCAGAUGAUGAUUUUCACAGCCGUCAACUGACGCUGUUUUAAAUGUUUUGGAACUGAAGUUGUUGAUACAAGCGGACAUGCCUUACCAUUUUUUAAAAGAAUUGAAUGGAUAGCUCAUUGGCUUUUGUUACAGAA